AAUAACUGACGCUGUUUAUGCUAUACUUAAAGCACGAAGAGCCCCAAAAACACUCGUCGAUUUACAAUAUUUCGAACAUUUGUGUAUAUUAUGCAAAAAUUUACCAUUAAUUGAAUAUUUAAAUGUUAACAUAUGGUAUAAACGAUCAACUAGGGAUCAAUAUAAAUAUGAAACAAUUAAAAGUAAACAAUUAUUAAAAAAAUUAAAAACAUUCUAUCUUACAGUAAAACAUGGAAUUAAUUUUAAUUAUAUUAAAUUAUUAUUAUCACAUUUUUAUUUCAAUAUUGUUAUUGCUGGUCAAUAUUUAGAAAAAAAUUUAUUAACAAAACUGUUAAAAACAAAAUGUCCAAUGAUUUUUUUGCAUUAUCGUACAAAUAUGAUAAAUAUUAAUAGUGAAUUAAUGGAUUCAAUUGAAUGUGUUCAUUUUUAUGAUAAACCACUACUAUCAUUACAUUUAUUCAAACUAAUUCAACAAAUGUUUCAAAAUGUUGAUAAAUUAAGAUUCUCGAUUCCUUUGAAUAUCGAUAAGAAUAUGUUGAAUGAUAAGAAUAUAAAACUAAAUACAAUUGUAUCAUUACAGUUAUUAUUUUUUCAUCAUGAUUAUGAUACCAAGUAUCCUGUUAUAAAACCUAUAUUCCAAUUAACACCAAAUAUAAACGAAUUAGAAAUAUCGUUUCAUUUAUUAUUUGUAAUUAAAGAUCAAUUACAUAGCGAUCAAGAUUUAUAUGUAAUAUGUCAACAAAUAAGACAUUUGAUAAUUAGCAGUUAUAAUGAUAGUCGAGAUUUGGAUAAUUCAUUUGACGUUGAAAUACAAGCCAUAUUUUAG
This is a messenger RNA of Didymodactylos carnosus, 826 nucleotides long. The record is from the annotation of a GenBank genome assembly. Lineage: Eukaryota; Metazoa; Rotifera; Eurotatoria; Philodinida; Philodinidae.